GGUGGGAGAGUCAUUAGUUGGCCAGAGUUGGGGCUGAAUUAAGUGCCAUUAUCUGCUGGGGUUUCUUUUCUGGCCAGUCUGUGAAGACAGCUGAAAGCACAGCUUCCUCUCUCUCUCUCCCCCCCACUUGUGGGGUUGAGUGAGUGCAGAGAGCUGGAAUCUGCUGAGAUCUGCCCAGGUGGGUGUGUCUCCACCAGCCCCAGGAGCAAGUCUUUCCAGCCCAGCCCAGUUCAGCCCAGCCCAGAGAAGGCUGCGGAAGUCAGCUUGGGGCAACGGCAGAGCUCCACAGGGAACCACAGGUCUCCAGAUGAUGAAGCUAUGACCAAAGGCAUCCACUCCAGGCAGCCAUCUGUCCUGCAGCCAUAGCCCACAUUCCCAUGCCCUGCCUCUGCUUGCUUUCAGACUGUCUGUGCAGUCUCCAGGCCUUGCCCUGGAGAUGAACCCCAUGCCAGGACCUUGGUGUGCCCCAUGAUGUCCCCAGCCUAGUUCCUCCGCACACUUUGGCACAAUGUUGGCCAGCUCCUCAGUCAACACUUCUACUAACGGCUCUGAUAUCCCAUGCCCCGACUACCGAACCACCCACCGCCUGCACAUGGUGGUCUACAGCCUGGUGCUGGCCACAGGGCUCCCACUCAAUGGGCUGGCCCUUUGGGUCUUCCUGCGUGCGCUGCGCGUGCACUCCGUAGUCAGCGUGUACAUGUGUAACCUGGCGGCCAGCGACCUGCUCUUCACCCUCUCUUUGCCCGUGCGCCUCUCCUACUACUCGCUGCACUACUGGCCCUUCCCAGACCUCUUGUGCCAGACUGCGGGAGCCAUCUUCCAGAUGAACAUGUAUGGAAGCUGCAUCUUCCUGACCCUCAUCAACGUUGACCGCUACGUCGCCGUCGUGCACCCGCUGCGGCUGCGCCACCUGCGGCGGCCCCGUGUUGCACGGCUGCUCUGCCUGGGCGUGUGGGCGCUCAUCUUGGUGUUCGCCGUGCCCACCGUGCUUGUGCACAGGCCCUCGCCCUGCAGCUACCGCGGCCGCCAGGUGCACCUGUGCUUCGAGAGCUUUAGCGACGAGCUGUGGAAGGGCAGGCUGCUGCCGCUCGUGCUGCUAGCGGAGGCGCUGGGCUUCCUGCUGCCUCUGGUGGCCGUGGUCUACUCGUCCGGCCGGGUCUUCUGGACCCUGGCGCAGCCCGACGCCACGCAGAGCCAGCGGCGGAGGAAAACGGUGCGACUCCUGCUGGUCAACCUGGUCAUCUUUCUUCUGUGCUUUGUGCCCUACAACGCUACGCUAGCCGUCUAUGGGCUGCUGCGGGGCAACUUGGUGGUGGCGAGCCAGGAGGCCCGCGAUCAGGUGCGCGGGGUGCUGAUGGUGAUGGUGCUGCUGGCAGGUGCCAACUGUGUGCUGGACCCGCUUGUGUACUACUUCAGCGCCGAGGGUUUCCGCAACACCCUGCGCGGCCUGGGCUCUCGGCUCCGGAGCAGGACCUUGGCCACCAGCAGGGAUGGGGAGGCCCUCGCCCAACGGCCAGCAGAGACCACCCAUACCACCAGACCGGCAGCUGCCAGCCAGGGACUACUCAGGCACUCCGAUCCCAGGACACCCUUCACCCAGUGCCCCGAGGAUUCUGCCUUCUGAACCGCACACACAUUGGGCCCUAGCUGGAUCAGGGUCUUAGCUGGAUCACCCCUAUCCCUGUCCCCUCGCGCCUCUCACACUCGCAGACUUUCAGGGGGCACACGUGAGGGAACUGGAUGGACUACUUGGACUUCUGGGUGGCAACUCCAGCUCAAAAAUGCAGAAAACAAAGUGUGGGAGCAAGGGGCACGGGGAAGGAAGAGUGCUGGUGGAAAUGUCUUCUUUAAAUUGGUAGUGAUGGUGAGCAUAGGGAUGACCUCUUCCGUAAUCCGUAGAAGUGAUGCUAUGAGCCUUGCCAAUGCAGAGGCAGAGGACUGGAUGAAAUGCCCUUGGCAAGGGCGGGAGGGGUUUGAAACACUGUGGAAAGCUGGUAGAUGGGGCAGAAAAAUGGUCAAUGUCCUGGAUUAAGACCACAGCGGUCUUAAGGCCAUAGAUGUCACUUAGUUUCAUUUCUACCUUGGCUUCUCCUGCCCAGCAUUGAGGCGCAAUACAAGAGUUUGUUGGAAACAGCAGAACUGGUACCUUCUUGAUUCGAGACUUGUAACAAUCGAGACCUGACACCCAGCAUGGGGUGGCUGGGGGCUAGGCAAAACAGUGAGUUAGGUUUUUUUCCCCUCAAAAAUCUUGGUCUCUGUGCCCCUUUCUAGGUCUUUUCUUCUCCUUCCACCCAAACCCCUUUCAAGACCUCCUCCAUUCUAGGUCCUAAAUCCUAGCCCCC
Hipposideros armiger (great roundleaf bat) is the source of this 2342-nucleotide messenger RNA. It is a transcript of the gene LPAR5, whose product is annotated as lysophosphatidic acid receptor 5. The transcript is spliced from 2 exons. The coding region runs from base 509 to 1624 and encodes 371 amino acids. NCBI's taxonomy places the organism in Eukaryota, Metazoa, Chordata, Mammalia, Chiroptera, Hipposideridae. The record is from RefSeq and is a predicted model, not a curated record. Gene Ontology annotation, cellular component: membrane. Gene Ontology annotation, molecular function: G protein-coupled receptor activity. Gene Ontology annotation, biological process: G protein-coupled receptor signaling pathway; behavioral response to pain.